Fusarium odoratissimum NRRL 54006 is the source of this 979-nucleotide messenger RNA. RefSeq lists its product as uncharacterized. The transcript is spliced from 5 exons. The record is from RefSeq and is a predicted model, not a curated record. The coding region runs from base 247 to 930 and encodes 227 amino acids. NCBI's taxonomy places the organism in Eukaryota, Fungi, Ascomycota, Sordariomycetes, Hypocreales, Nectriaceae. Gene Ontology annotation, molecular function: hydrolase activity.
AUCACUGUCUGCCACUGGCAGUGAUCGCGAAUAUCGCGUUCUGAUGCUGCAGCUUCCACUGCGAAUUGGCACUGGCAGUCGCCAGAGUGAGGCUAUAUAUUCUCUUCUGUUCUUUCAUCUGCUCUUCUUCCUUUCCUCCUCUCUUCACUCUUCAUCCUCACUUCCAAUCUAUCAUCCCAACUCUUCACCUUCAACUAUACAUCAGCACACCAACACAUCACAUUCUACCCUACAAACAUCUCAGCCAUGAUUUCUUUCAUGCUCGUUCUGAGCUUCUUGAUGGCUCUGGUCUCGGCCAACUCAACCACUGACGCCAUCACUUGCGCCAAGGGCGCCCACCUCAUCGUUGCUCGUGGUAGCCUUGAGCCAGAGGGUCCCGGUGCGAUGGGUAUCCUCGCGGAGGAGAUCAUCAAGCUGAUCCCCGGUUCGGACAUGGAGGCUCUCGUGUAUCCCGCCCUCUACAAUGAGUACGUUGAGUCUCAGACCGAGGGCGUCCGCACUAUGAACUCCGUGAUCAACAACUACGUGAAGAACUGUCCCGACACUGACUUGAUCCUCAUGGGCUACUCGCAGGGAGCCCAUGUCACUAUGGACACGAUGUGCGGUGCCAGCUCUGAAGGUUUCCCUGGCACUCUUUCUCAGCCUUCCUACAUCACCGACAAUGUUGCGGCCAUCAUCGCCAUGGGCGAUCCCAGUCUCACCGAAGGUCAGCCCUUCCUUGUCGGCACCAGCGAGGGCAGUGGAAUCUUCCCCCGCAACCUCCCCAUCGGCUGCAACAGCAUCGCCAGCAAGACUGUGUCCAUCUGCGACAAGGGCGAUCCAUACUGCGAGGCUGGCGGCAAGGAUCUCUCUGUUCACUUGAGCUACAUCAAGAACUACGGAGAGUUCACUGUCGGCCACGUCGUCAAGGCGUGGAAGUCUCGUAACUAAGUUGAAUUGGAUGCAUUCCUUGAGAUUGGAGUUGGGGAGUAGUACAGAU